Messenger RNA from Saccostrea cuccullata (small rock oyster), 1827 nucleotides. Its product is annotated as L-gulonolactone oxidase-like. The record is from RefSeq and is a predicted model, not a curated record. NCBI's taxonomy places the organism in Eukaryota, Metazoa, Mollusca, Bivalvia, Ostreida, Ostreidae. Gene Ontology annotation, cellular component: membrane. Gene Ontology annotation, molecular function: FAD binding; D-arabinono-1,4-lactone oxidase activity. The transcript has 10 exons. The coding region runs from base 1 to 1827 and encodes 608 amino acids.
AUGGGUAAUAAUCACACAAAGAAAACAAAGGAAAGGGGGUUUCCAUCCUCUAUCCCUCUUAAGGCAACAGUUACUCAGGAAGACGCACCUGCUACAUGUAAGGUGUUAAAAGAAGAUAUUAAGGCAUGCAUUAAAAAUGGCAAUACGCCCUUGUUAAUAGCCGAUGAAAGCGAGGAUAGCUGGCAGACUUUUCAGGAGCUACAAGACCAAAAUAUUUUUCUUAUGGACUGUCAUUUUCUAAAGGAGGAAACGAUGAAGAUGAACAUUAGAAUAUCUACUCAACCAAAGGUUUUGUCAGAAAAUGAAAACCAAAGUAUCAAUAAGCUAUACAAACGUUUGCAAGGUGGAAUCGGAAAGAAAACAAAACUACAGAGGAAAGAAUUCGAAAACUGGGGCCAAACGGUAACUGCGAGUGUGUUUUAUUGUGAACCUACAUCAAAACGGGAAAUUCAGAAGGUAAUUCUUGCUGCGGCGAAGAACGGGGUUGGUGUGCGUGGUGUAGGUGGUAGUCACACGUGGGCUCCUGUCAUCUGUGACGAUAAUCAGAUUUUGAUGAAUUUUACCAAGUUACAGAGUGAUUACAGACAUGGACACAAGAUUAGAAUAGCAAACAAGUCACGCAACGAAGUAGAUGUUAUGUCAGGAGUAAAAACAUCAGAGCUUAAGGAAUUUCAGCUGAAACAUAAACUUAACCUUCCAAUAAAUGUAAUGGCGGAUCAUUUUGAUGUGGUGGGGACAAUUUCUGUUGGAGCACACGGUGCUGGAAUAAAUGGGAAAAGCAUCAGCGAUUACAUAGUAAAGAUGCGCGUUUUUGACAGCAGAGGCCAACUAAGGACUUACACUCUUAAGAACAAGAGCAUGUUUAACGCAGUAAGCGUCAGCUUCGGUUGCUUUGGUAUUAUUUACGACGUCACUUUUAAGAUGGAAAAAGAAAUAGUUGUGAAGACACAAAAUAUGUAUUGCAGUUUACGGGAUGUAUUCUACAAUGCUGAAAAGAUCAAGUCUUUAGCGGAAGAAAACUGGUCCACCCAGAUUUUCUGGUUCCCCUACAACUCAGUCAGUUUACUUGACUACGAGCCUAAGAAUGACGACUUAUGGAUACGGUUAAUAAAUAAAGCGCCAUCUAACGUCGACUGUAAGGAUUUUGGAUUUUAUCUUUGGCAAAGUUCAAAAGACAAGAUUUCGCAAAAAUCAUUGGCUGCUGUGUCGCCAUUACUUGCUGAAAAUACAGAAUUAACGCCAUAUUUAUCCUGGGCUGCUUUCAAGUCAUUAAAAUACGUCCUCUACCCAAGUGGCCAAGUGUACCAAGAGCUUCCACAUGCCAUACACUAUAGAACACACAUUGCUGACGCCCCUGUACAUGAUAUGGAGUUUAUCUUUGACCACAAAGGCGAUUAUAACAAGGUCCUAGAAAUCAUUCAAGUUGUGGUGGAGAAAACAGACCAUUAUGAAGAAAAAGAGGAAUAUCCAUUGAACUUAUGUCUUGAAAUGCGUUUUAUGGCAUACAGUGAUAUGUACCUUGGAUGUGGAAAUGUAGGCAAUCCCGCCAAUGGCGGUUCUGGCCAUGUGUUCUGUAUCGAAAUAAUUAGCGUUACUGGUACAAAAGGAUGGGAGAAGUUCAGUAUAGAUGUAGGGAGAGAGUGGAUGGCCCUGGGAGGCGUUCCUCACCUAGCAAAACAGUGGGACUAUCUACCUGGUAUCCACAGGCACAUCCAGGAGAAAAUGUGCCUGGAGUUAAAGACUUUUAAAGAACAACUAGAAACAUCAAAAGCGGAUCCCCGCGGCAUGUUUCUCAACAAAGGCUUAAAGCAGUUAUUGAAUCUGUGA